This is a messenger RNA of Acomys russatus (golden spiny mouse), 3178 nucleotides long. RefSeq names its product T cell activation RhoGTPase activating protein (gene Tagap). Gene Ontology annotation, biological process: regulation of Rho protein signal transduction; signal transduction. The transcript has 10 exons. Gene Ontology annotation, molecular function: GTPase activator activity. NCBI's taxonomy places the organism in Eukaryota, Metazoa, Chordata, Mammalia, Rodentia, Muridae. Bases 225 to 2354 code for a protein of 709 amino acids. The record is from RefSeq and is a predicted model, not a curated record.
UUUCCACCUGCCCGCCCCCGCCACAUAUAACGCACAACACAUGAGGCUGAGGGCUCCAGUGUCUUGCCUCAGUGGGUGGAUUCCUAGUGUCAGAGUGUCAUGCUGUGUCUCCCAUUUUCCAUAGUUCGCUGGAGGUAAAAAGAACUCUGGCUGAAGACCCUUCCAGGACAUAAUCAAAGACUCAGGAUAGAGAAAUACCCCUUGAACUGUCAGCCCCAACUCCAAUGAAGCUGAUAAGCAGCACUGAUGCUCCAAAAACACUUAAUGCCAAGAACAUGGAGACGUUAAUUGAAUGUCAGUCAGAGGGUGAUAUUAAGGCGCUUCCGCUGCUGACAUCAUGUGAGAGUGAAGACAGCAUUUGCCAGCUAAUUGAAGUUAAAAAGAGGAAGAAGGUGCUGUCCUGGCCUUCUCUCAUGAGGAAGCUCUCUCCUUCAUCUGACUUCUCUGGGUCAUUGGAACCAGAGCUCAAAGUGUCACUGUUUGAUCAGCCCUUGUCAACCAUCUGUGGAGAAAAUGACACGCUCCCCAAACCCAUCCAGGAUAUCCUCACCAUCCUCUGCCUUAAAGGCCCUGCAACUGAGGGAAUAUUCAGGAAAGCCGCCAGCGAGAAAGCCCGCAAGGAGCUGAAGGAGGAGCUUAACUGUGGGGGCUCUGUGGAUCUGAACCAGCUCCCCGUGCACCUCCUGGCUGUGGUCUUCAAGGACUUCCUCCGAGGGAUCCCCCUGAAGCUGCUCUCCUGUGACCUCUUUGAGGAGUGGAUGGACGCCCUGGAGAAGCCAAGUGAGGAGGACAGAAUCGAAGCCCUAAAGCAGGUUGCCAACCGCCUCCCGCGGCCCAAUCUUCUCCUGCUCAGGCACUUGGUCUCCGUGCUGCACCUCAUCAGCAAGAACGCCGAGGUUAACAAGAUGGACUCUAGCAACCUAGCCAUCUGCAUCGGGCCCAACAUGCUCACCCUGCAGAAUGACCACGGCCUGUCCUUCCAGGCCCAGAAGGACCUGAACAGUAAGGUUAAGACGCUAGUGGAAUUCCUCAUUGACAACUGCUUAGAAAUAUUUGGGGAGAACAUUCCGACACAUUCCCGCAUCACUUCUGAUGACUCCCUGGAGCACACUGACAGUUCAGAUGUGUCAACUCUGCAGAAUGACUCAGCUUACGACAGCAAUGACCCAGACGUGGAGCCCACGAGUGCCAUCACCCCUGCCAGCAGGCAGCUGGAGAGCUUUGCUGCCACAGUGGUUGGCCAGGAUACCCUGGGCCCACGGGACACCUGUGAGUCAAGCUCAGAGCCCACGCUUAGCAUGGUAGCCAGGUUGAAAAGCUCCAUUGGCCAGCAAGACAGGCGGUUCUCUGAACCCAACAUGUCACCCUCCCAAGAGUGCCUCGUGGGCCAGAUGACAAAGCAAAAGCUGACAAAGAGUGAGGAUGGCUUCACCAUGCCCCAGGAUGCCUGUUUUGAAGGUGAUGAGGCUGAAGAUCCCUUUGCAGAGGAAGUCCUCCCAGCAGCUGAAGGCAAACCCAAGAGACCAGUGGAUCUGAAGAUAAAGACUGCAGACCAAGGUUUAGCCUUGCCAAGGGGACCCCUACCCAAAGCUUUCUCCAGUGUCUCCCCAGGUGAAUCUUUGCACAGCUCACAUGUGCCUUCUCCUUCCUGUCCCAAAAGAAACUUCUUCACCAGACACCAGAGUUUCACCACAAAGACAGACAAGCUCAAACCCCAAAGAGAAAUUCGAAAGCACUCCAUGUCGUUUUCCUUUGCUUCUCACAAGAAACCCCCGGCCCAGACCUCAGACACUGAGUCUGAGAAAUCCAAAGACUUUUCUAGAGACCAAAUCAGGAAAGACUUGAGGAAAGCAAGCCAGCUUGCUGGCAGAAUCAUCCAGGAAAAUGAGUUGGAAAUCCAAAGCCAAACAGCUCUGGGCUUCAGCUUGUCUGGAACCUGGGCCCUCUCAGUCGACAACAUCUUCCAGCUGGUUGAUGUGAGGAAACCAGGGAGCCCACCAUCUUAUGAAGAGGCCAUGCACUACCAGACAGGUGGACUCAUGGCCUACGGUGGCCAGACAGUUGCGAGUAUGCGAGCAAGGAUGCUCAAAUGGAGCACAGCAUCGCCUCCUCUGCCUUCUCACCACAGCGAAGGGAUGCCCAGUGGACACAGCGUGUCUCCCAUCACUGAGCACUGGAGACAGAGUCAGACUGUCAGUGUCUCUGUAGAAACUCAGGGGAGAGCUGAGCUGCACCGACUGAGGACCAUGUCCGAGUCCAUGCAGAAGGCUAAGCUGGACUGUCUCGGGAGACAACACAGCCACGUGGUCUUUGAGGUCGACCAACUCCAAUGUGCUAAAGAAUCCUACAUUUAGGAGAGCAGACCUUGUGCCAUGGAUAACUCAUAUGUGAAGAUAUGACUGCACAGAGAACUGCCUGUUGAGUCUAUUUUCCAAAAAGUCACGAAUAAGCUCAUUCAGAAUGUCAUGUACAGCCAUCCUCUGUGAGGACAGCUUACAUAGUGACACCAGAGAGUUUGUGUGUGUGUGUGUGUGUAUGUGUGUGUGUGUGUGCAUGUGUGUGUGCGUGUGUGUGUUUGUGUAACUGGGUUUGUGCAAUAUGCAGUAAAUGUAUAAAGUGUAUUAUAUGCAAAGUAUUAGAUGCGAAGGGUACUACAUACAUCUCUUCAUGCAUGCACUUGUGUACUUUCUAUACAUUGUUGGGUUUUUGUCCCAGGUGCUUGUUUCUAUUAUUAGAAAAAAAAUCUUUUCUGAAUGUCAUGCCAGUGCUCCCAUUUCCACGCGCUGCAUGCAGGUGGGAACGUCUAAACCUCUGAUGUAAGUUUGUCCUCCUAAAGUGGCUUGUGACGAUUAAUCAGCAUAGCAGGAGGGAGUAGGCUGAAAGGCACUGUACUCAGUGCGUGAGCUGUCCGCAGCACUGGGUGAGGCUCUUUCAGUAACCUAAUGGAAUGUGGGGGCUGUGGUAGAAAUGCAUUAUGUUGCUAUUAAUUCACGCUCUGCGCCUCUGUGGUUCAGUGAGGGCUUGUGCAGCCAUGAGCGAUGUACCCAUGGGGGCCGUAUAUAAAACUCCAGCGCAGUUUCACUACAAUAAACUGCUGUCCUCCUGGAGAGAGUCAGAGAGUUGGUUGUUUGCUGUCAUCUCCUUAGCCUUGAGGGACUCCAUGAGAACACUAUCCACA